Molecule: messenger RNA, 2326 nt
Organism: Pieris napi
Lineage: Eukaryota; Metazoa; Arthropoda; Insecta; Lepidoptera; Pieridae
Exons: 2
Coding region: 133-1686 (517 amino acids)
Source: RefSeq, a predicted model, not a curated record
AUAGCUUAGUCCAUGCAGUGUAUGCAAGCGCUCCGUUAUUUAAAAUACAAAUCUCGCCUAUUAGUAAUUGUUUUACUUUAAUGUCAAAGAUGGUUGCGACUUUUCUGUGACUUCUAUGGUACGCAAAUCAAGAUGCCUAGAACAAAUAGAAAUAGACAUCUGACUGCUGAAGUAAAAAAGAUAAGACGUCGUGUACAAAAAAAAUUAAGUAUGCGCCGAGCGCGGGCAAAAUUAACUGAAGCUGCUGUUGAAGAGAUACGCAAAAAAGAUAGGGAAAGGUACCAUAUGAAAAAGGACAGAGGAGAAAUCAAAACUAUCGAUGAUUAUACACCCAGAAAACAGCGAGAAAUAAGAAAAAUGUGGCGUGAAAAAUCAAAGAAACGACGACAAUUACUAAAGAUGCGAAAAGCUACCAGCGCUCUCAUACAAGAAAAUACUCCACCACCAAGUCCAUCUUCAUCAUUCUCCCGAAUUGAAGUCGGACGUGCAGUAGCUGCUCGGAACAAAAGAGAAAAAAAAAUUGAAAAUGAGACUCUAAAGAAAAAGGUAUUACAUAUGGCAAAACAAAUAAAAAAAUAUAGAAUGCGAAUACGGAGGCUAGAAGAAAGAAAGCAGAAAGCGUCGAAUGUGGCUAGUCCUAAAAAUAAAGCCUUGAGAACAAACGUCAGAAAAGCUGUGUAUGAUUUUUUAAUACAAGAUGAAUACAGUAGAUUAACAUCAGAGAAAAAUGAGACAAUAACCCGGAAGAAAAGCAAGCGGCAAAUUCGUUUACUGAAUGACACACUCUUAAACUUACAUGUGAUAUUCCAAAGCAAAACAGGGAUUAAGAUUUCAUACCAGACUUUUCGUAGAUAUCGUCCUUUUUGGGUAUUGUUUCCGAAAACAUCAGCAAGAAACACGUGUCUUUGUACUUUGCAUGAAAAUAAUGAUCAAAUCAUUCGAUCACUUCAAAAGGCGAAAGUUGUCUCUUACCGAUCUGCUUCUGAUGCUGUUAAGGUACUGUGCUGUAAUAAUACACUGAAUCCUAAAUGUUUAGAGAGAGAGUGUCAGAGCUGCCGAAAUAAGAAACUUGUGAUUAAUAAUUUUAAUGAAAACGAUUACAUUACUUAUGAUAGAUGGGUCACUAAAAAUGUAGAUGUUAUUGUCAAAGGCGAACACAAAAAAUACAAGAAAUGUUUGAAAGAAACUGUUAAAACUAUGAAAGGCUCUCUAGUGAAGUUAUUACAUUCUAAUUUACCGUUAUUCAUGCAACAUGUAGCAAAUAUGAUUCAUCAAAUAAGAUCAAUCCAAACAGUUAUAGUGAAAUUAGUCUCGAGAAAUUUUUGCAUAUGUAGUGGUGUGUAUAUUACUCAGAUCUUAGAGCGCGUUUCCACUAUAUCGUUCUGGCCUAUACAAAAAUGUUUCGAUAUCCUAACAUUACUAUUUAAUAUUAUACUUAUCCCUAGCAACACUCUGAUUUUUGUUAUCAAUAAAAACAAGUUUUUAUUUAAAAAAAAAGGUUUUGACUUUAUAAAAAAAAGGUGUGUGCGCGAUUCACACACGAUAGAAGUGAAACUUCAAAGAGGAGAGACCGAUAUAUAUUUUUUUUUCCUUUCAUCUAGGUUUUUAAAACUCCGGGGGGUCUACGGGGGGGUCAAAAUUUAUUUUUGGCCUAGGACGCACCGUUUCCGAGAUAUUUCAAUCUAAAGCAAAAAAUCGUCACUUGAUAGUGGAAAGUGGAAACACGCACAAAACCAGAAUAAACCAGUUUACGCUGUCCGCAGGUGCCACGUGCAGUCCGGCGUCAGUCGCUUGGUACUGUUAGAACAUAAAGCACACAUUUCAUUCAAAAAUUAUAAUUAUUACGUUAAUUGUUAAAUUUUGUAUUUGUUGAUUGUUGUUAUUGUUUGUUAUUAUUGUUAUAAUAUUUUUUGAAGUGUUUAAUUUGUGUGUAAGUGUUGCAACUUUAUAUUGUUAAUUAAAAAUGGCUCCAGUGUUAAAACAUGGUCGAGGCAAGCCUUUGACUUCUCAAACUAAAGAAGUUUUGUACUGUUUGUACAAAUAUUUCGAAAAUGAGUGUAAUAACAACCCGAGCAGUAUUAUGACUCCCACUCAAUUAGUUGCUAAAUCAACGGGAAUUUCAAUAGCAUCCGUCAGAAAGGUAGUAUCAGAAAGCAAAUGUCGACCUUCAGAUCAGGAAGUAACAUUUAAAUCUCCUAAAAAGAAACCGAAUCGUAAACCUACAAUAGUAAUCGAUAACUUUGAUCAGCAAGUUAUCAGAAGAACAAUUCAUGACUUCCACAUCACAAAUAAAGAAAUUCCCACUUUGAAAACUUUGCACGCAAAA